Beauveria bassiana ARSEF 2860 is the source of this 3699-nucleotide messenger RNA. RefSeq names its product Cytochrome P450 CYP505A1. The transcript is spliced from 4 exons. Gene Ontology annotation, molecular function: iron ion binding; NADPH-hemoprotein reductase activity; flavin adenine dinucleotide binding. Lineage: Eukaryota; Fungi; Ascomycota; Sordariomycetes; Hypocreales; Cordycipitaceae. The record is from RefSeq and is a predicted model, not a curated record. Gene Ontology annotation, cellular component: cytosol. The coding region runs from base 1 to 3699 and encodes 1232 amino acids.
AUGGACGUAGAUCAGAUCGCUUUUCGAUACCAAGAUUCAGUGCGGGUGAUCGACGCGAUUCACAGCGCACUCGCCGAUCACCAGACGAUGAACAUUCAGCAUCAGGAUCCUCAGGAUCGUACAGCAUCACAGAAGCAAUGCGGCUUCUCUCCUUACGCCAUGGUGGCCAUGGUGGCCAUGGUAGCCAUGGUAGCCAUGGAAGCCAUGGUGAGCGAGGCUCAUCUCGCCACGGCACCUCAGGUUCUGACAGACGCAGCUCAAGGUCGUCGACAAGCUCUAGAGCCACGAGAGAUCGCAGUCCUCCGCGAAGCUCGAGAAAUCGCAGCCCUCCGCAAAGCAUUCGCCGAACAAGUACCCACGAGAGCAGUCAAAGCAGAUGGUAUCCGUCAUCAGGGCGAUCUUCAGGCGGAAGCAGACGGCAUUAAAAGAGAGAAUGAAAGCUGGAAGGGCGACCUGAAAACACCCGCAACACCAUCCUCCAGAACCACUACCAUCACAAUGGCCGAGUCCAUCCCCAUCCCCGAGCCUCCGGGCCUGCCAUUCAUUGGUAAUCUGGGCGAGAUGCGAACAAGCCCCAUCAACGACUUCAAGCGUCUCGCAGACACAUACGGCGAAAUCUAUCGCAUGCAUCUAGGAGGCAGCGCCUUUUGCGUUGUCAGCUCCCGCGAGCUCGUCAAUGACGCCUGCGAUGAGCGUCGUUUCAAAAAGACGGUUGGCGGUACCCUGGGCAAGGUGCGCAACGCCAUUCACGACGGCCUCUUCACUGCCGACUCAGAGACGGAGCCCAACUGGGGCAAAGCCCAUCGCAUCCUCGUUCCCGCCUUUGGUCCCCUCUCCAUUCGCAACAUGUUUGACGAGAUGCACGACAUUGCUUCGCAGAUGGCCAUGAAGUUUGCUCGCCACUCGGGCGACCGCAUCAACGCCUCCGACGACUUUACCCGUCUCGCCCUCGACACAGUCGCCCUCUGCGCCAUGGACUACCGCUUCAACUCGUACUACCGCGAGGAACUGCACCCCUUUGUCCGCGCCAUGGGUGACUUUCUGACAGAGUCGGGUGCCCGGAACCGUCGCCCUACAUUUGCUCCUCAGUUCUUCUACCGCGCCGUCGACGAAAAGUAUGAAAAGGAUAUCAAGACCAUGCGCGACGUCGCCGACGAAGUCGUUGCCAACCGUAGAGCGAACCCCAGCGAGCGAAAAGAUCUGCUCAGUGCCAUGCUUGACGGAAAAGAUCCUCAGGAUGGCCAGAGACUCACAGACGCAAGCAUCACUGACCAGCUCAUUACCUUUCUCAUUGCUGGCCAUGAGACCACGUCAGGAACGCUCUCUUUCGCAUUCUACCAGCUUCUCAAGCAUCCUGCCGAGUAUCGUAAGGUGCAAGAAGAAGUUGACGCUGUUGUGGGCAGAGAUCGCAUCACUGUUGAGCACAUUUCCAAGCUCACCUACAUCCAAGCUGUCCUCCGCGAGGUGUUGCGCGUAAACGCUCCCAUCCCAGCCUUUAGUGUCGAAGCCAAAGAGGACACUCUGCUCGGCGGCAAAUACUUCAUCCCCAAGGAGCAUCGUCUCACUCUGCUCCUCGCCAAAUCCCAUCUUGACCCCAGCGUCUAUGGCGACAGCGCCAGCGACUUCAAGCCUGAGCGCAUGCUUGAUGAGAAUUUUGCCCGUCUCAACAAAGAGUUUCCCAGCGCAUGGAAGCCUUUUGGAAACGGAAAGCGCGCAUGCAUUGGCAGACCUUUUGCUUGGCAAGAAGCUGUCCUUGCCAUGGCCAUUCUCUUCCAGAACUUCAACUUUACCCUCGACGACCCCAACUAUACCCUGGAGAUACAAGAGACGCUCACUCUUAAGCCUCACAACUUCUUCAUGCGCGCGACCCUUCGCCAUGGUAUGAGUGCUACCGAGCUUGAGGACCAGCUCAAGGGCGGUACGGUUCACUCCAAGUCGUCGGAUGGGGCUGAUACUCCUGUCGCUGCCUCUGCUGGCGAUGGCAAGCCAUUGUCAGUCUUUUACGGCUCCAACAGCGGCACAUGCGAAGCCUUGGCACAGAGAGCCGCUGCUGAUGCUAGUGCCCAUGGUUUCAAGGUCACCGAAAUUGGCCCACUGGACAAUGUCAACCAAAAGCUUCCCACUGACCGCCCAGUGGUGAUUGUCACUGCCUCAUACGAGGGCGAACCGCCAUCUAAUGCCGCUCAUUUCGUCGACUGGCUCAAAAGUCUCAAGGGUGAUGAGUUGAAGAAUGUAUCCUACGCCGUCUUUGGCUGUGGCCACCACGACUGGGCCCAGACUUUCCACAAGAUCCCCAAGCUCGUCGACGCUACCAUGGCCGAGCGCGGCGCCGACCGCAUCAUUCCCAUGACCGGCACCGACGCCGCUGACCGCGACAUGUUUAGCGAUUUCGAAACCUGGGAGGACGAAUGCUUGUGGCCCGCCCUUAAGAAAAAGUAUGGCGCCGACGAGACUAAAGAUGGUCAGGGUGCUUCUGCCCUGACAGUCGAGAUUACGCACCCACGCAAGACGACUCUUCGCCAGGACGUCGAAGAAGCUGCCGUCAUUGACACCAAGGUACUGACCAAGGGGACGCAAUCUGUCAAGAAACACAUUGAGAUUAGGCUUCCUACCGGCAUGACUUACAAAGCUGGCGAUUACUUGGCCGUCUUGCCAUUUAACCCCGCAGCGACUAUUGCUCGUGUCUUUCGUCGCUUUUCGAUCAGCUGGGAUGCCACUUUUACCAUUACUUCCAACGGCCCGACCACACUGCCAACUGGCGUCCCCAUCUCCGCCACCAACGUCCUCGGCGCCUACGUUGAGCUCAGCCAGCCUGCCACGAAGAGGAACAUACAGGCCAUGAUUGACUCGACCGAGGACGAAAAGACUGUUACUGCGUUAAAGGGUCUCAUCGGAGACAAGUUCUCCGAGGAAGUCACUGCGAAGCGACUCUCUGCCCUCGACCUGCUGGAAAAGUUCCCCGCCGUUGGCCUGCUUUUUGAGUCGUUCCUCGCUAUGCUUCCCCCCAUGCGCGUCCGUCAAUACUCCAUCUCGUCAUCUCCCCUCGUUGACCCUACCCGCGUCACCCUCACCUACUCCCUCCUCGACGUGCCGGCCCACUCGGGCCAAGGCCGCCACGUCGGCGUCGCCAGCCACUACUUGUUCUCUCUCCACGAGGGCGACAAGAUCCACGUCGCUGUCCGGCCCUCCGCCGCCUUUCACCUCCCCGCCGACACGGAAAAGACGCCCAUCAUCUGCGUGGCCGCCGGCACAGGCCUCGCCCCCUUUCGCGGGUUCGCCGAGGAGCGCGCCGCCAUGAUUGCCGCCGGCCGGAAGCUCGCUCCCGCGCUGCUCUUUUUCGGCUGCCGCGCCCCCGGCGAGGAUGACCUGUACGCGGAGCAAUUCGCAGAGUGGCAGAAGAUGGGCGUGAUUGACGUGCGCCACGCAUACUCGCGCGCGACGGACAAGUCGCACGGCUGCAAGUAUGUCCAGGAGCGCCUGAGCAACGACCGGGACGAGAUUUACAAGCUCUGGGACCAGGGCGCAAGGCUGUACCUGUGCGGCAGCAGGGCGGUCGGCAAGGGCAUCGAGGAUGCGUGCGUCGAGCUGGUCAAGGAAAAUGCGGAGAGGGAAAAGUCAAAGGAGGUUACGGACGAGGCGGCGAGGGCGUGGCUGGAUAACCUGCGCAACGAGCGCUUCAUGGCAGAUGUGUUUGACUGA